Molecule: messenger RNA, 2937 nt
Organism: Chelmon rostratus (copperband butterflyfish)
Lineage: Eukaryota; Metazoa; Chordata; Actinopteri; Chaetodontiformes; Chaetodontidae
Gene: mettl3
Product: methyltransferase like 3
Exons: 11
Coding region: 101-1867 (588 amino acids)
Cellular component (GO): nucleus; RNA N6-methyladenosine methyltransferase complex
Molecular function (GO): mRNA (2'-O-methyladenosine-N6-)-methyltransferase activity; mRNA m(6)A methyltransferase activity
Source: RefSeq, a predicted model, not a curated record
UUCUUGGCUCAUAACAAGGCGGAGAGUGUUCAACUUUUGUCUAAUUACCGUUGAUUGUGGUUUGUGUCAGUGUUGUUAUUGCUACUGAAUCCAGCUCGUCAUGUCGGACACAUGGAGCAACAUUCAGGCGCACAAGAAGCAGCUGGACUCGCUGCGGGAGAGGCUGCAGCGGCGGCGGAAAGACCCCGCACAACUGUCCGCGGACGGUGGCAGCAGCACAGAGGGCUCCACAGCCAGGAGUGACAGCCCGGCUCCAUCUGCGGCUUUCCCCCCUCAAGAAGAGACUGAAAAACCACCAGACCCCGAACUAGAGAAGAGGCUGCUGGGAUAUCUCUCUGAUCUUAGUCUUUCGAUGCCAAUAGACUCCCUUGCCAUCACAAAUGAACUCAACAGCUCUGAAACAGCCGUCAGUCAUGGAUGCAUCCAAAGUCUGCUGCUAAAAUUCUCCGCUCAGGAGCUCAUCGAGGUCCGCCAGCCCUCCUCAGCCUCUUCUUCUACUACUUCCUCCCCCUCUGUUGUGGUAGCAGUGGACCACACGAAACUAUGGGCCAUGAUCGGGUCUGGUGCCGGAGCCCAGCGGAUGGGAGUCAAGAGAAAAGCAGAAGAUCAGAGCCACCACAAAAGGGCUCCAGGCUUCUCGCCCUCGCUUCAGAGCUCUGCCUCUCCUCCGCACACUUCCUUCACCUCUCUGACGCCGGCUUCCUCCACGCAGCUCGCAGGGCCUUUGGCGUCAGGGAGCGGGGCCGACAAGAAGGGCAGGAGCAGCAAAGGCCAGUCGUCUCACUUGGACAUGGAGAUCGAGAGCCUCCUAAACCAACAGUCCACUAAAGAGCAGCAGAGCAAGAAGGUGAGCAGAGAGAUUCUGGAGCUGCUUAACGCCAGCACAGCUAAGGAGCAGUCCAUCGUUGAAAAGUUCCGGUCUCGUGGCCGAGCUCAAGUCCAGGAGUUCUGUGACCACGGGACCAAAGAGGAGUGCGUGCGCUCCGGGGACACACCUCAGCCAUGCACCAAGUUACACUUCCGUCGCAUCAUCAACAAGCACACAGACGAGAGCCUCGGCGACUGCUCCUUCCUCAACACGUGUUUCCACAUGGACACGUGCAAAUACGUCCACUAUGAGAUCGACAGCCCCCCAGAGGCCGAGGGGAGCCUGCUGGGGCCCCAGGCCGGGGCCACGGAGCUCGGACUCCAUGCGGGAGACGCAGACAGCAACGUGGGCAAACUGUUCCCCUCACAGUGGAUCUGCUGUGACAUCCGCUACUUGGACGUGUCCAUCCUGGGGAAGUUUGCUGUGGUGAUGGCCGACCCUCCGUGGGACAUCCACAUGGAGUUACCCUACGGCACGCUGACUGACGACGAGAUGAGAAAGCUCAACAUCCCCAUCCUGCAAGAUGACGGCUUCCUCUUCCUCUGGGUCACCGGCAGGGCUAUGGAGCUGGGCAGAGAAUGUCUCAGUCUUUGGGGCUAUGAGCGCGUCGAUGAAAUCAUUUGGGUGAAAACCAACCAGCUUCAGAGAAUCAUCCGCACAGGAAGGACAGGCCAUUGGUUGAACCACGGGAAAGAGCACUGUCUGGUGGGUGUGAAGGGAAACCCUCAGGGCUUCAACAGAGGUUUGGACUGUGACGUAAUUGUGGCUGAGGUCCGCUCCACCAGUCACAAACCAGACGAGAUCUACGGCAUGAUAGAGAGACUGUCGCCCGGCACCAGGAAGAUCGAGCUUUUCGGCCGACCCCACAACGUCCAACCCAACUGGAUAACUCUUGGAAACCAGCUUGAUGGCAUUCAUCUCUUGGAUCCUGAGGUCGUGGCUCGGUUUAAGAAGCGUUACCCAGACGGCGUCAUCUCCAAACCCAAAAACAUGCAGUGAUGGCUUUAUCAUUGCUCACAGGUCUGGAGAAGUUUGUGUAUAAACAGAUUUUUGUUUAUUAUUUUUUAUACCUGUGUAUUAAUUUCUCAAAUAAAUGUGAUGAACGAGAUACAUUGUCUGUGUCUUGGUUAAGAAAUGAUUAGAAUAGACUUCUGUUGAGGCACUCUUCUUCCCCAGCACAAUGGAUUUAGGAAAUUCUGCAUAAUAUUAAGAUGGAGAAACUAAGAUUCUCUCUCAUGGGCUCAUUUAUCAUAUAUCCACCUGUUCCACAUUUCCCCGGACAUGGAAGAGGACUGGCUGUACUGCUCUUACUAUACUGAAGGACUCCCAAAAAUCAAUAAAAAGAUUGAAAAAGAAAGAAAUUGUGGCCCCCAAGCACCUCACACAUUUCACACAAACCUGUCCACUGCUUGAUUCAUCAGCUCCCGUCUCACGUAUACUACUACAACCAUUGGUGUGCCACCAGAACCCUUGUUAAAGCCUGAAACAGAGAUAUAACUGCCUCUCUAACAUUCUUCAAAAGAAGCAGGGAGAUCUCCCAAAGCAGCCUCCGUUCAAUCAGUUUGAAUGAUGUGAUGUUUUUCUACAGACUAAGAAUUGCAUCUCUGGCCUGUUUUCUUCAACCGUGAUUCCAAAACAGUUGCUGUGUAAAACCUAAUGUGAUAACGCGCUAAUCCUUUGCGACAUAUACUCACCUGAAAACAGCACAAAGACAUGGGCUCAGGAACAUUUUGUAAAACACUUUAACUUCUUCUAAAUGAUUGCAUUCUGCUUUUAUUUAUGUUUUACACGGUGUCCCAACUUUUCCGGCAUCAGGGUUGUACAUGUAUAAUCUGUCCGUCCUAGCUUGAUGUUUGAAGUAAGCUGGUGUCAGUUUAUUCCUCUCACUCCACUAAAUAAUGCUGUUGAACUCCCUGACGAGUCCUCUCACACCCUCGUUUUUCUUUCUCUUAUGUUUUUGUUUGUUUUUUCGUUUUCUCUCUUUUUUCUUUCCUUACUUCUUGAGUUGUGACGUUCUAGUUACAGUAGAAGUAAAAACAUGCGGAUAUGUAAAUGAAUAUGCUGUACCC